Molecule: messenger RNA, 1692 nt
Organism: Diuraphis noxia (Russian wheat aphid)
Lineage: Eukaryota; Metazoa; Arthropoda; Insecta; Hemiptera; Aphididae
Biological process (GO): maturation of 5.8S rRNA; maturation of LSU-rRNA
Cellular component (GO): preribosome, large subunit precursor; Las1 complex
Molecular function (GO): endonuclease activity
Source: RefSeq, a predicted model, not a curated record
ACGUGCAGAAACCACUAAUUUGAAAUUAUACAAAUGUCAAAUACGGUAUUUGAAAUACCUAUUUUAUAGGUAUUAUAGAAAUAUCAUAUAUUGGUUGGUAUAUAUUCUCCAGACCUAAAAGCCAGAGUUCAUUAGUUCAACCGUUGGUUUAAUAUUAUGGCACUACAAAAUUCAUCGAACGAAAUCAUUGUGACUCCGUGGUCUUCUGAUUCAGAGUGGCAGUCGCUUAGACAAGAUAUAUUUGGCAAUAAAGAUACAAGUAACUAUAAACAAGCUUUAAGAAAACUUUUACUAUGGAAAUCUAGAGGAAAAUCAUUAUGUCGAGGUUUAUAUUGCACUGAAAUUAUAUUACAAGUUAUCGUUAAAGAUGUUUAUUUUUAUGAAGUUGAAGAACCUACCAAUGAAAGUGAUUUAAUUCGUUUAUAUUCCAUGGCUAUAAUGAAGUUUGUCAAUUUGACAGCUGACAUUAUUGGAAAAGGUCCACAGAAGUCUAUGUAUUAUAGAGCUUCUCGUUUACAACUACCUUCAUGGUUAAUUGAUAUGCGACACAAAAUUUCACAUGACCAAGAUUUACCUACCCUAAAAUCUUUGAGAGUUGCUAUGGAAUUUGCACUAGAAUGGUUACAAAUACAUUAUUGGAACAACGAUGAAAAUUUCUUGGUUAUUCCGAAAAAAGUGCACAUACAGGUUGUUUAUGAAUUUAAAGACUUAUUGGAAUUCUACAUAUUAAGCAAAAGUCAAACUAACGCCGCUCUUAAGCAAAAUAAAUUAAAUGUUUUAAGAGAGAAAUUGAACAUGUCUGAAUGUUCCAACAAAGAAUGUGUGAAGAAAAUUAAAGACCUUAUAGCCAUUAAGGAUUGGUCCUCAGAUUUAGUUAAUGUAUUUACUACACAAUAUUUAUCUCAAGCUCAUGAAUGCAAUGUAUCUAAAGGUAGAAUUUCCAAGACAGAUAAAGCRAUCUGGAAUGUUUUAUUUAAAACAUUUAAUAACUCCGGUUUACUGACAAAUGUAUUACAGUGUUUGGUCACUCAUCAUUCACGUAUAUCGGCUUUGUGGGUUUUGGAAUUGUGUAUUGUAACAUAUAAAAGCAGCAAAAAAAUUGACUUGAAAAAUAAUCAAAAUGACAACUGUAUGAACUGCAAACCGAUGAAUUUGGAUGCAAAUCUUGUUUUAAGGACUGCACUGCAAUCACCACAUCUCUUCACUAAUAUAUUUUUAAAAUGGUUAUUACAAAUACAAUUGAGUCCAUUGAAAGUAAAACAAUAUCACAACAUAAUUAAAUUAGUGUCGUUGUAUACUGGCGAAAUGAAGGUUAGCUCAAAAAAUAUUGAUCAAAACAAUAUAUUUACAGUUGAUGAUUUAUCCAGCAAAGAUGAAACUGAUCAUCAAUCACAAUGGUCAAAAGCUUUUGGUCUUAUGAAUUGGAGACAAGUACAAUUUGGCACUACUCUUUGAACAUUCUUGAACUAAAUACAAAUUGUACAUCCUAAUAAACAUCAAGAUAACAUUUCUUUCUUUAUAUGUGUGUUUUUUUUUCAGCUUUUAUAAUUCACUAGAGUCAUGCCUAUUUGUGUUAAUAUACUCUUGAUGCAUUUAAACAACUAAGAGUGUGCUUAAAAAUCAGAUAAAGUAUAUACUGAUAAAUUUAACAUUUAAACUAUUUAUAACAAAUAACAUAAAAAAAAAAAAAAA